Molecule: messenger RNA, 1647 nt
Organism: Phodopus roborovskii (desert hamster)
Lineage: Eukaryota; Metazoa; Chordata; Mammalia; Rodentia; Cricetidae
Gene: Agpat4
Product: 1-acylglycerol-3-phosphate O-acyltransferase 4
Exons: 8
Coding region: 54-1190 (378 amino acids)
Cellular component (GO): endomembrane system; mitochondrial outer membrane
Molecular function (GO): 1-acylglycerol-3-phosphate O-acyltransferase activity
Source: RefSeq, a predicted model, not a curated record
GCCCCGGAUCUUCCUCCCACCACGCACAUUUCUGUUUGAGAACCCCCCGAGUCAUGGACCUCGUCGGGCUGCUGAAGUCACAGUUUCUCUGCCACCUGGUCUUCUGCUAUGUGUUCAUCGCCUCUGGGCUCAUCGUCAACGCCAUCCAGCUCUGCACACUGGUCCUCUGGCCCAUCAACAAGCAGCUGUUCCGCAAGAUCAACGGCAGACUGUGCUACUGCGUCUCCAGCCAAUUGGUGAUGCUUCUGGAGUGGUGGUCAGGUACGGAGUGCACCGUCUACACUGACCCAAGGUCCUCCCUCCACUACGGGAAGGAAAAUGCCAUCGUCGUUCUCAACCAUAAGUUUGAGAUUGACUUUCUCUGUGGCUGGAGCCUGGCUGAGCGCCUCGGGAUCCUGGGGAACUCUAAAGUCCUGGCCAAGAAAGAGCUGGCUUAUGUCCCAAUCAUUGGCUGGAUGUGGUACUUUGUGGAAAUGAUCUUCUGCACGCGCAAGUGGGAGCAGGAUCGGCAGACGGUCGCCAAGAGCCUGCUGCACCUCCGGGACUACCCAGAGAACUAUCUGUUCCUGAUUCACUGUGAGGGCACGCGGUUCACAGAGAAGAAACACCAAAUCAGCAUGCAGGUGGCCCAGGCCAAGGGGCUGCCCAGCCUCAAGCACCACCUGCUGCCUCGCACCAAGGGCUUUGCUAUCACCGUUAAGUGCUUGCGAGAUGUAGUCCCAGCUGUAUAUGACUGUACACUCAAUUUCAGAAACAAUGAAAACCCAACGCUGCUGGGAGUCUUAAAUGGAAAGAAAUACCAUGCUGAUUGCUACGUUAGGAGGAUCCCUAUGGAGGAUAUCCCAGAGGAUGAGGACAAGUGCUCGGCCUGGCUACACAAGCUCUACCAGGAGAAGGAUGCCUUUCAGGAGGAGUACUACAGGACAGGGGUCUUCCCGGAGACACCCUGGGUUCCCCCACGGCGGCCCUGGGCUCUGCUGAACUGGUUGUUCUGGGCGUCGCUGCUGCUCUAUCCUCUCUUCCAGUUCCUCAUUAGCAUGGUGAGCAGCGGCUCAUCAGUGACCCUGGCGAGCUUGGUCCUCAUCUUCUGUAUGGCCUCCAUGGGAGUUCGAUGGAUGAUUGGUGUGACAGAAAUUGACAAGGGCUCUGCCUACGGGAAUACGGACAGCAAACAGAAACACACAGACUGACCUGGGAAUGUCCCCCUCCAAAGGGAACCUUGGGGAACUGCUGGCCUCUGCCUAGUCUUCUUAGGGUUCAGUGACGGAGACUGGGGAGCUUUUCUGGAAUGAGCAGAAACCACAGCCUCUCCAUUCACAGAGUUUGUCUCAGCGCUGGACGGGAAAGGAAGGCAUUCUUAACCCUUUUCCCCUGUGUGAAUUAUUGCGUUUGGUUAUCGUUCUUUUCAAUUGCACACAUGUUUUUGUGUGUACGUGGUGGGAGAGGAGAAUGGUUGGUUGCGUGUACACUUGUGGCCCUGUGACAAUGGGGUCUGUGUGGCUGCAGGGAAGGGAAGAUGUCCCUGUCAUCCUGUGGUGCUGUGUCUUCUCUAACCCUCAAUUGCCAGAGACAGAGUGAACAGUGCUUUCGAGGGAUGACUAAGUUACACCUCCAAAUAAGAAAAAAAUUAAAGUGUCUGCCUGGGUU